GAGAAAGAGAGAGAUAAAGACACGAGUCCAGUCUUUAUCUUGCAAAAUGGGGUGUCUGUUCUUUUCCUUUUAUCAUCUUUAUAAUUUGUUGGGGCUCAAAGCUAGGUAGAAUGUAUGUGUGGCUUCAAAAUUAGCAGUGUGUGUUUGUGUUACCUGGGUUUUGUCUAUUAGUGUCUGUGACUCUGUUUUGCCUUCUGUUCAUUAGAAACAUAACAGUGUGGUUUUACUCUGGCCUCCUUUCCAAUGGCAAUCCUCUCCAAAUCUAUUACUACCGGCCUUGAGUGACUCCUGGUCUCACUUUAGUAGCAACAUGAAAUUUGGAUCAAAGAAAGUAUGGAAACUGAAAGUGCCAUUCCGUUUGAAAGGAAAAUCGGCCACCCGUUUUUGCAUAUUUCCAAAAGUCAAAAAAGCUAGUUAUGGUCCAGGCAACACACCAGUUUAUCUCAAUGUGUAUGACUUGACACACAUGAAUGGCUAUGUCUAUUGGGCUGGUUUUGGCAUCUUUCACUCUGGUGUGGAAGUUCAUGGAGUAGAAUAUGCCUUUGGAGCUCAUGACUAUCCAUCUAGUGGCGUGUUUGAGGUUGAACCUCGGCAAUGCCCAGGCUUCAAGUUUAGGAAGUCGAUACUCAUUGGAACUACAUGCUUGGACACAGUCCAGGUAAGGGAGUUCAUGGAGCGCCACUCUACAAACUACAAUGGCGAUACAUAUCACUUGAUCGUGAAGAACUGCAACCAUUUUUGCAAGGACAUUUGCUACAAGCUGACCGGGAAAACAAUUCCAAAAUGGGUAAAUCGCCUGGCAAAAUUAGGUUCGAUCUUCAAUUGUGUACUACCCAAAGCACUUAAAAUAUCUGCAGUGGAACAUGAUCCAAGUUACAAAGCAUGCGAUAGUGAGAAAAGAAGGCUAACAACUGCGUUCAGUUGUCUAUCGUCUAUCUCAACUAGGCAAAGGCAGUUAUCAACAUCGUCGUUGUUUCUACAGUCUCCCUUAAAAGGCUGCUUACCUCCAUGGGAAUUGAGAAAGUCUAACAAUGGCUCACUGAAGGAAAGGUAAGUGACCAUGAUGACCUUUUCAAAUCCUUUUCUUGGAAAUCUCUCCUCAUCAAGAAUUGGUUGGAAAGGGCAGGGAGUGUGUAAAACAUGGUGUUGUUUAGCUGUGAGGAGAAAGCAGGUAGCUUGCCAUCAUGUUGUAUUUUCUUUUUAUUUGUAGAGUAAUUUAUGCCUUUGAUCCUUGUAGCAUUAUGUUCUGCUGUCAAAAUUCGCUUAUGCUAAUUAUUAGUUUUUUAAAAGAACAGAACCUAAAAGCAGUUUAGGCCACCAAAUGUUGCCCGUGAUGAUUUUUCCUAGAGUGAUCUUUUGUAUGGCUGUGGUACUGUCAA
Molecule: messenger RNA, 1379 nt
Organism: Camellia sinensis
Lineage: Eukaryota; Viridiplantae; Streptophyta; Magnoliopsida; Ericales; Theaceae
Product: deSI-like protein At4g17486
Biological process (GO): protein deubiquitination
Molecular function (GO): deubiquitinase activity
Source: RefSeq, a predicted model, not a curated record